Molecule: messenger RNA, 1455 nt
Organism: Myxozyma melibiosi
Lineage: Eukaryota; Fungi; Ascomycota; Lipomycetes; Lipomycetales; Lipomycetaceae
Exons: 2
Coding region: 1-1455 (484 amino acids)
Source: RefSeq, a predicted model, not a curated record
AUGUCUCAAAUCACAUAUAUGAACUACGCCAAAGACGGUCAACAUGCUUCCUUUCAGAACACCACUACUACGACUACACAAUGGUACACCACCGCGACGAGCAAGCCGGCAGCCUCAACUCAGCUCUUGCGCAAAGGUUCAGGAAAAGGAUCGGUGCGAAAGAUCGCAAAGAACAGGGACCCGUUCACGCCGAUGAGCAGCAACGUCUCUCCCGCGACGAGCAUCUCGCGAUCGUCCUCGGCGUCGUCUACGAAUACAAAGACAUUCGCGAGCAGUGGUGCGGCAGCAAAAUCGGCCGCCGCGAGGAAACCUGCCGCUGCGCCGAAAGUGAGUCGGCCACAGGUUAUUGCAGAGGCACCGUUGUCGACGCCGAGGGUGGGGCAGGCUGCUGCUGCUGCUGCUGCGAGUGAGCAUGAGAAUGCUGAUGAGCCGCCGCUUUUUGUUCGGAAAAUCAGAGCGAGUGAGCGGAGGAACGGCAGCAUUCGUCGGAGGUCCUUGAGACUCGACAUCCCGCAAACCGACCGGAAAGAAUCAUGGUUCAAAAACAUCCCCCACAUCUCGUCAUCAAUCAGCUCCUCGUUCCGCCGGCAAGUCUCAAAGUCGCGACCGCUGCCGAUCGAAUUCCUCGACCACAGCUGCCUCACGUCAUUUUCCGAGAUCCUGCCCGGCACCGCUUCGCCCAGCGUCGGCUCGCCGAGCGAGGAGGAAAUCGACGAGCUUGACUCUGAGCACGUCGCGUAUAGUCUCGCGUUCGUGGAGGAUUAUAUAGAACCGCCGGUUGGGUUUUCGGUCACGCAGGAGACGGUUGAUGUGCUCUCGCCUUUGGAAACCAGUCAGCGAUGUCAGAGUUGCAACGGCAAGUUUUCAGGCACGGUGCUCGAGCUGUGCGAGUGCUGUCAGACAGUGCUGUGCAAGGAGUGCUUCGGUCCUUUAGUCUUCUCGUUCCAGUUCCCGCGAGUUGACAAGGCGACCGGCAAACGGAUCCAGACUCCUGAUCCGAACCGACAACAGCGCAUCAAGGAGCUUUGCCAGCGAUGCAUGAAGUGCUGCGCUGGUCCCAAGAAGCGAGACUAUUGCCGCCUGAAAGAGUUUGGCCAGCAUUACAACGUCGCUGGGGCGUCUGCUGAUGCUGCUCCAGAUCACCAAGCAAUCUCAAGAGUCGCAGUCGACAGAACCCCAGCCUCUCUAGCGCGGCGCCACAGAACCUCCACCGGCUCGCGCUACAGCAUGCACCAGCGGCAACUCACGCAGCUCUCGAUCCAGAUCGCGGGCGUGCACGCCGCCGGCGGCGGCGGGCCCGGCUGGACGGCGAAGAUGGCGGCGUUUUUUUAUAAAGUGACGACUUCGUUCACGAUCUGGAGUCAGCCGCUGCGGAUUAAUGGGUUUUUCUCGUGGGCGGAGGAGAGUAAGCGGUCGAGGAUCGCGUCGCCUGAGCUCGAGGACGAGGAGCAGUGA